Capra hircus (goat) is the source of this 12300-nucleotide messenger RNA. It is a transcript of the gene ABCA5, whose product is annotated as ATP binding cassette subfamily A member 5. Gene Ontology annotation, cellular component: membrane; intracellular membrane-bounded organelle. The record is from RefSeq and is a predicted model, not a curated record. Gene Ontology annotation, biological process: lipid transport; transmembrane transport. The coding region runs from base 3648 to 8672 and encodes 1674 amino acids. Gene Ontology annotation, molecular function: ABC-type transporter activity; lipid carrier activity; ATP hydrolysis activity. The transcript has 37 exons. NCBI's taxonomy places the organism in Eukaryota, Metazoa, Chordata, Mammalia, Artiodactyla, Bovidae.
UGCAGGAUCUUGUUCCCCAACUAGGGAGCAAACCCGGGCCCCCUGCGUUGGGAGCACACAGUCUUAACCACCCGACCACCAGGGAAGUCCUGGGACUUUGUGCUUUGGAAGAAAGUGGGAAAUAGGCUGAACAGAUACCAGCGUGACUUCUUUGCUUAGUCAUCCUGUGUCAUCUUCUGCAGAGAUGCCUCCCUGUUAAUCUUACUUUUUAAGCCACUUGAAAACCUUUGCAACAGCAGUCCUCAGCUUUCUGCCGCCCUGUGCUCUCACGCCCGUCAGUACCCGUGGGACCCUGCCCUUCGUGGCCGGGGAGGUGGGCAGGCGUGGAGCGUCUCGCUGGGUUACUGCCAUGCUUCACUUGGACAGUCUCGGUUACCCUCGGGAGCGUCCUAAUCAUGGAGUUAGGAGCACAUUAUACUGUUAGGCUGAUUGAGUCCACUGAUAGCAGAGACAGGAACUGUCUGGUCCGUCUGCCUUCAGGGAAAAUGAAAUACUUUGGGUGGGUAUCAGGGCAUUUCACAUACUCCAAGGAAGAAGAAUCAAGUUUUGGGCACAGUAGGUACCAAACCUUAGGGGAAAACUUAGUACCAAGAACGUAUGAACUCUCUUUGAUGUUUCUAUUACUGUUUCCGCAAUCCCCAAGCCCGGCUCUCUUAAGUAGAACUUCCAUGCUGCCAGAAGAUUUAAUUGGCACAGCUCAGUGGCAGUAGGGGUGAUGGUGAUGGUUUAAGAAGCCCUGACUGCGGUGGGCAGGUGCAGAGGUUCCUGGACUUCAGGCAAGGCCAUCAAUUCUAAUCGAGUUCAGGGAGCACUUCUCAAAGGAGGGAAAAUACUGGGAGUCCAUCAGCUGUCUUACGAAGGGCCUGUUCUCUAAAAACAAAGAACUAAGCGUGCAGUGUUCAAUUCGAAUGAAUAAUUCAGUGGCGCCCACUACGCUAAGUCAGUGUGCUUUGCGGAGGACUUGAGGCUGUUCUUGCCGCUCCACUGGUUAGGGUUUCUAUGUUUUGUGGGAAGCCAUCCUUGAACAAGUAUGACCCGUCUGCCUGUCUCCCUCCCAGUCCCCUCCUUCCAUUCUUCCUUCCUUUCAUCAGCCUCGAGAAGAUUACCGGUUCUUUACAGAAUCUGAUAUAACAUCCAUGAGGGUGUUAGAAGAAUUUACUUUUAGUGUAUCUUCCUUUCCUGUUUUAAUUGUGCUUUUUUAAAUUUACUCAUUUCGUAUUUUUACAGUAUGUCUAAUUGUGCAAUUUGUUUUUCCCCCCACUGGCUAAAGAACACGUAUUGAUGGGAAAACAGAAAAAAAACACAAGGAAAAGUUGUCUGUAAUCCAGUCGUUAAAUUAAAAAAAUAACCCUUUUGUCUGUCUUCUGUACCUGUAAGGAGGAUGUUUAUUUGAUCCCAACUUUAGUUAUGUAUAUUGACUUUUGGGGGUUAAGACAAGCUGCCUCUAAAAAGUCCCCUGCUUUUUCAUCUAGGAGGAGAUGGCCAGCCGGCCUGGGAUAGAUGGUGCUUGUUGUGGACGGGAGUCACCCCAGUGGCUCCCAUCAGACGCGUUUAUAUAAAACAAGGCAGCGAGUUCUGCCCCGGAAGGAGGCCUAGCAGAACUGUCUCGGCGUCUCCCCUGAGCUGCCCGCUCAGUGCCUUUUGGUUUGCACACAUUCUGGGUUACAAGGGCAAGCAGAUGGGGAUAGGGCCCCCGGAGGGCUCCAGUGGGGCCCCAGCCACCCUGAUUGCUGCUUUCACAUAGCCUCUUUGAAGAGCAGAGAUAGUUCCAACAGAGGUCCACUCCCAGGAGGGCCCCCAGAGGGUCAGCUUGCCCUGGGAGAGGGAUACUGGGCCUGUGAUGCGGUGGUUUAGGUCAUACAGCUCAAAAAAAAAAAAAAAAAAAGUGAGGUUUGUUUCUUUCACUCCAGAGUAAAGCCCCUGACUCAUUAAACACUUUCUCCCCUUGUGCUCCAGCAGCCAGCUGUCCACAUUCCAUUUCUAUGGAAGCGUGUGUUCUGGAAAUGUCAUGGAGAUGGGCUCACGCUUGACCUCUCACGUCUGGCUUCUUAAGUGCUCACUGUAGCGUUCUGGAGGCUCACCCACGUAGCAUGUGUGACUGCUUCACUCCUCUUUGUGGCUGAACAGUGAGUCGUGUGUGCCCACCGCCUCCGCUUGUCCCUCCCUCUGUUGGUAGACAUUCAGGCUGUUUCCAUGUCUUGGCAGUUCUGACCCUGUGUGCACACGCAUUUAUCUGUGCCCCUGUUUCCAGUUCUUUUGGGUGAAUACCUACAAGUGGAGGAGUGGAGUCACACAGGAAUUCUGGUUUCCCCUCGGGGACCAGCUGCAGUGUUUGUCUCAGCAGCGGAACCUCUCUGCAGCCCUGCCAGCUCUGUACGAGGACCCCUUGCCCCCCAUUAGCCCCGGAGUUUCUUACGAGAAAUUUUCUCUCAUUCGGAGCAUUACUGCCCUGCAGGAAAGCACCUGGUUAAUCUCCGGCUGCUCUCAGGAUUCCUUCAUCUUUCACUAUUAGCAGUUGGGUUAUGAUGUGUCUCAGUGUGGAUUUCCUUCGACUUAUCCUGUAUGGGCUUCGUCAGGCUUCUUGAAACUCGUAGGCUUUUCAUCUCUGGCCAGAUCGGGGAAGCUUUUAGCCAUUAAUUCUGUAAGUGUUUGUCCAGCAUUAACACACUUCUGCCUCUCUGGCCAUUUGAGUGUUACACUCUUACUCUCUCAGUUCUCUGAGCAAUGAUCAGUUAAUUGUUAAAACACACACACAACUUGGUCUCCGUUUCUCUGAGACUGACCAGCUCCUCCUGUUGUGCCCAGUUUGCUGGCUGUUUCUUCUUGUCUGCAUCCUGCUGCUGAGCCCCUUCUGCGGAUUUGCUUUGUUACUGUUUUCUCCUAUUCUGAAAUUACUAUUUGGUGCUGCUUUAAAAGUGCUGUUUCUUUGCUGACACUUGGGUUGUUUUCGAGAGUGAAAUGAGUAUUUUCUUUCAUUGUCUUCUUACCAUUGUUUGCUGGAGUGCCUUUUAAACAGCUGCUUUACUGGUUUUGUCCGAUUAUUUGAAAAUCUGCAUCACCUUGGUAUUGGCAUCUAUGGGUUUUCUUCUCCUAACAGAGUUGGUGUUUUCCACAUGCCUCAUGAGUGGAAUGCUGCUGGGUGAUAUGAGACCUCGAGUUUUGUUUUCAUCCUGCAGAGAGCCUUGGUGUCUUCUGUGAACAUGCUGUCCACCAGGUUAGGUUUGGGUCUUAAGUUUCUGCCCACAGUCUGUGAGCUGUGGGUCUAAUUUCAGUUUAGUUUUCAGAAGCCUCUGCAGUGCAUCUGGGAUCUGUCCGCGCGUGCCACCCAGCCACCCGUCUGCGUCUGGGCAGUGGUCUGCUUCCCUAAGCUCUUCUGUCCAUUUGCCCUCCCUGCCGCUUUCAGAUUCCCAGCGGGCCCCUCGCUGGUUUCGUGUGCUGCUAUUUGCCUUUCAGAACCUUCUCGUUCCGUUCAGUGCAUCCUGUCCAGGUAGGAGAGAGAGUGUGGAGUAUGCGUAACUAUCUGAUCUGCGACUCAGACAUCUGUCUGUCUGUCCGUUUUUAACAUUAAACAUGGCCUCGACUUGACUGUGUGCUUCCAGGAGUUUUUCCCUCUGCUCUCCCUUCUCUAGUAAACUGGCCCAGAAAGCAUGGCGACUACAGUCCGGGAAGACGGGGUCUGGAGGCAGACAAGAACGCUGCUCCUCAAGAAUUGCCUGGUGAAAUGCAGGACCAAGAAGAGCAGCGUCCAGGAAAUUCUUUUUCCACUGUUCUUUUUGUUUUGGUUAAUAUUAAUUAGCAUGAUGCAUCCAAAUAAGAAAUAUGAAGAAGUGCCUGAUGUAGAACUCAGUGCCCUGGACGUGUCCGUCCUCGCCAACGUCGUGCUUGGAUUCACGCCCGCGACUAACAUCACGAGGAGCGUCAUGCAGAAAGUGUCUGUGGACCACCUUCUUGACGUCGUAACUAUUGAAGAAUACGCAGAUGAAGAAGAAUUGGUGACAUCUAGUCUUUCCAAGUCCGGCUCCUUUGUAGGCGUUGUGUUCAAAGACUUCAUGUCCUAUGAGCUCCGGUUUUUUCCUGAUACGAUUCCAGUAUCUUCUGUUUAUAUGGAUUCAAGAGCUGGCUGUUCCCCAUCAUGUGACGCCGUCCAGUUCUGGUCCUCAGGGUUCACGGUUCUGCAGGCCUCGAUAGACGCAGCCAUCAUACAGAUGAAGACCAAUGUUUCUUUUUGGAAAGAGCUGGAGUCAACUAAAGCUGUUCUUAUGGGAGAAACGGCUGUUGUAGAAAUAGACACCUUUCCCCGAGGAGUGAUUUUAAUAUACCUAGUUAUAGCGUUUUCACCUUUUGGAUACUUUUUGGCAAUUCAUAUCGUGGCAGAAAAAGAAAAGAAGUUAAAAGAGUUUUUAAAAAUAAUGGGACUUCAUGACACGGCCUUUUGGCUUUCCUGGGUCCUUCUCUACGCAAGUUUGAUUUUUCUCAUGUCUCUUCUCAUGGCAGUCAUCGCAACAGCAUCUUCCUUAUUCCCUCAGAGUAGCUGCUUUGUGAUAUUUCUCCUUUUUUUCCUCUACGGCUUAUCAUCUGUAUUUUUUGCUUUAAUGCUGACGCCUCUUUUUAAAAAAUCAAAGCAUGUGGGAAUAGCUGAAUUCUUGGUCACGGUGGCUUUUGGAUUUGUUGGCCUCUUGGUGGUCCUCGUGGAAAGUUUCCCCCGAUCGCUAGUGUGGCUGCUCAGCCCCCUCUGUCAGUGCGCCUUCCUGAUUGGCGUCGCGCAGGUCAUGCAUUUAGAAGACGUUGAUGAAGGUGCUUUAGUUUCUAAUUUGACUGAAGGCCCGUGUCCUCUAAUCAUUGCCAUUAUGAUGCUGCUUCUUAACAGCAUUUUCUACGCCCUCUUGGCUGUUUAUCUUGAUCAAGUCAUUCCAGGAGAAUUUGGCUUACGGAGAUCAUCGUUUUAUUUUCUGAAGCCAUCAUAUUGGUCAAAGAGCAAAAGGAAUUAUGAGGAGUUAUCAGAGGGCAACGUGAAUGGGAAUGUUAGUUUUAGUGAAAUUGUUGAGCCUGUUUCUUCAGAAUUUAUAGGAAAAGAAGCCAUCAGAAUCAGUGGUAUUCAGAAGACCCACAGAACAAGAGGUGAAAAUGUGGAGGCUCUGAGAAGUUUAUCGUUUGACAUAUACGAGGGCCAGAUCACUGCCCUGCUUGGCCACAGCGGCACAGGGAAGAGCACGCUGAUGAAUAUUCUGUGCGGGCUGUGCCCGCCCUCGGAUGGGUUCGCAUCCAUAUAUGGACACAGAGUCUCAGAAAUAGAUGAAAUGUUUGAAGCCAGGAAAAUGAUUGGCAUUUGUCCACAGCUAGACAUACACUUUGAUGUCCUGACGGUGGAGGAAAACUUGUCCAUUUUGGCAUCAAUCAAAGGAAUACCAGCCAAUGAUGUCAUACAGGAAGUGCAGAGAGUCUUACUGGAUUUAGACAUGCAGGCUAUCAAAGAUAAUCAGGCUAAAAAGUUAAGUGGCGGCCAAAAAAGAAAACUGUCCUUAGGAAUCGCUGUUCUCGGGAACCCAAAGGUGCUGCUGUUGGACGAGCCGACAGCUGGGAUGGACCCGUGUUCUCGCCACAUUGUCUGGAAUCUUCUCAAACACAGAAAAGCGGGCCGGGUGACAGUGUUUAGCACUCACUUCAUGGACGAAGCCGACAUUCUUGCUGAUAGGAAGGCUGUCAUAUCACAAGGAAUGUUAAAAUGUGUUGGUUCUUCAAUUUUUCUCAAAAGCAAAUGGGGAAUUGGCUACCGGCUGAGCAUGUGCAUAGACAGAUCCUGUGCCACAGAAUCUCUUUCUUCUCUGGUUAAACAACACAUACCUGCGGCCACUUUGUUACAACAGAAUGAGCAGCAACUUGUGUACAGCUUGCCUUUCAAGGACAUGGACAAAUUUUCAGGCUUAUUUUCUGCUCUAGACAGUCAUUCAAACUUAGGUGUUAUUUCUUAUGGUGUCUCCAUGACGACUUUGGAAGAUGUAUUCUUAAAGCUAGAAGUUGAAGCGGAAAUUGACCAAGCAGAUUACAGCGUGUUUUCUCAGCAGCCGCAGGAGGAAGAGUUGGAAUCAAAAUCCUUCGACGAGAUGGAGCAGAGCUUGCUUAUUCUCUCCGAAAGCAAGGCUGCUCUGGUGAGCGCCAAGGGCCUCUGGAGGCAGCAGGUGUUUACCAUUGCCCGGUUUCACUUCCUCAACUUGAGACGUGAAAGCAAGUCCCUGAGAUCUGUGUUGCUUCUACUUUUAGUUUUUUUCACAGUUCAGGUUUUCAUGUUUCUGGUACAUCACUCUUUGAAAAAUGCCGUGGUUCCCAUCAGACUUGUUCCAGACUUAUACUUCCUCAAACCUGGAGAUGAACCCGAUAAAUACAGAACCAGUCUGCUCCUUCAGAACUCCACUGACUCGGAUAUCAGUGACCUUCUUAGCUUUUUCACAAAUCAGAACAUAAUGGUGACGAUGUUUAAUGACAGUGACUACACGUCUGCCGCACCCCACAGCGCCGCUCUGAACGUGGUGCGGUCAGAAAGGGACUAUGUUUUUACUGCUGUUUUCAACAGUACUAUGGUUUACUCUUUACCCGUGUUGAUGAAUAUCAUUAGUAACUACUAUCUUUAUCAUUCAAACGUCACUGAAAGCAUCCAGGUCUGGAAUACCCCAUUCUUUCAGGAAAUCACGGACAUCGUUUUCAAAAUCGAGCUGUACUUCCAAGCCGCUUUACUUGGGGUUAUUGUUACCGCAAUGCCUCCUUACUUCGCCAUGGAAAAUGCAGAGAAUCACAAGAUCAAAGCUUAUACUCAGCUCAAGCUCUCGGGGCUCUUGCCUUCUGCGUAUUGGCUCGGACAGGCUGUUGUUGACAUCCCCUUAUUUUUUGUGGUCCUUACUCUGAUGUUAGGCAGUUUGUUUGCAUUUCAUUAUGGAUUAUAUCUUUAUGCUGUCAAGUUCCUUUCUGUGGUUUUUUGCCUCAUCGGCUACGUCCCAUCAGUCAUCCUGUUUACCUACGUUACUUCCUUCACCUGUAAAAAAAUUGUCAAUACCAGAGAGUUCUGGUCAUUUAUGUAUUCUGUGACAGCGUUGGCUUGCAUUGCAGUCACCGAAAUAACUUACUUCAUGGGAAACACAGCUACAGUCAUUCUCCAUUAUAUCUUUUGCAUUGCCAUUCCAAUCUAUCCGCUUCUAGGUUGCCUGAUUGGUUUCAUAAAGAUUACUUGGAAGAAUCUUCAGAGAAAUGGGGACACCUACGACCCGUGGGAUAGCCUUCUGGUGGCUGCUAUAUCGCCUCACCUGCACUGUAUGCUGUGGGCUCUUCUCCUGCAGUACUGCGAGAAAAAAUACGGUGGCAGAUCGUUACGGAAGGAUCCCUUUUUCAGGAGUCUUUCGACAAAGUCCAAACACAGAAAGUUUUCAGAACCACCCAACAAUGAGGAUGAAGAUGAAGAUGUCAAAGCUGAAAGGCUGAAGGUCAAAGAGCUGAUGAGCUGUCAGUGUUGCGAGGAGAAACCAGCCAUUAUGGUCAAUAAUUUGCAUAAAGAAUAUGAAGACAAGAAAGAUUUUCUUCCUACAAGAAAAGUAAAGAAAGUGGCAAAUAAAUAUGUCUCCUUCUGUGUGAAAAAAGGAGAGAUCUUGGGACUGCUGGGUCCAAAUGGCGCAGGCAAAAGCACGCUCAUCAAUAUCCUGGCUGGUGACAGCGAGCCAACCUCAGGCCAGGUCUUCCUAGGAGACUACUCUUUGCACCCAGCUGAAGACGACGACUCCGUGAGGUGUAUGGGCUACUGUCCCCAGAUCAAUCCCCUGUGGCAAGACAUCACCCUGAAGGAACACCUCCAGAUCUACGGGGCUGUGAAAGGGAUGAGCGCCAGCGACGUGCAGGAGGUCACGGAUCGAAUAACAAAUGCACUUGAUCUCAAAGAACACCUCCAGAAAACGGUAAAGAAACUUCCUGCAGGAAUCAAGCGCAAGGUGCGUUUGUCAGAGCGCGUGCGCGUGUGCAGCCCAGCGCCUGGCACCGCGCCGGCCGCGCGUCUUACAGCCCCCCGUGUUUGUCGUCCCCCGCAGCUGUGCUUCGCCCUGAGCAUGCUGGGGAACCCCCCGGUCACGCUGCUGGACGAGCCGUCCACAGGCAUGGAUCCCAAAGCCAAGCAGCACAUGUGGAGAGCAAUUAGAACCGCAUUCAAAAACAGGAAGCGGGCCGCUAUCCUGACCACUCACUACAUGGAGGAGGCGGAGGCCGUCUGCGACCGGGUGGCCGUCUUGGUGUCCGGGCGGCUGAGGUGUAUCGGGACAGUGCAACAUCUGAAGAGUAAAUUUGGAAAAGGGUACUUUUUGGAAAUCAAAUUAAAGGAUUGGAUAGAGGGCCUGGAAGUAGACCGUCUCCAAAGAGAAAUCCGGUGUAUUUUCCCAAACGCAAGCCGCCAGGAAAGUUUCUCUACUAUUCUGGCUUACAAAAUUCCUAAGGAAGACGUUCAGUCCCUUUCACAGUCUUUUUCUAAGCUGGAAGAAGCUAAACAUACAUUCGCUAUUGAAGAGUACAGCUUUUCUCAAGCCACGCUGGAACAGGUUUUUGUGGAACUCACCAAAGAGCAAGAGGAGGAAGACAGCAGCUGUGGCACCUUCAACAGCGCACUCUGGUGGGAAAGAACGCAGGAGGACAGAGUCGUGUUUUGAAUUCAUGCUGCUUGCCCCACUUCCCGCAUUUCUUUCUUUUACGAUUUAGUUUUGGCUUGACAGUUUAUUGCUUGAACAAUAAUCGAAGAGCCGAGAAAGCACUUGGGAUUUUCCUGACUCCCUGCAUUGAAAUGCCAUCAGUUGUGUGUUUUGCUUUUCUUUGAAUAACCCUUGCGUACAGCCACGUGAGCCUGCGUGGUGGCGUCUACAGCGUGUUGUGCUGUAGUCUGUGCGUGAAGGUGACUAUGUCCUGUUCACUUUUCAGAAGCAGCGCUUGUGAAUUUAUGAAGACCUAGUGAUAGGAUCGUUUUAUUUUGAGCAGCUAUCUGUAAGUUUAUACCAUCUAGUUACGUAAGUAUGUAAUGCCCCAAUCUAAAUAAGAAGACAGAUACGUAGAACAGAGACAUAAAGCAAAAGUCCGCUCUCCUUUUUAAUUUCCAAGAGAAACUGAAUGGAAAUUGGCCUCCUAAAAAGCUUAAACACUGGACAGGCUGCUUGCAGAGAGAGGUUUGCAGGCCGUGACCUUCACUGGGCAAGAUGCAUGUGUCGAAAUAACUGAAAGGAGACCCUGUUCUCUUAGGUGACUGUAGACAUCAGUGACUCAGGUACAGUUCUUUUGCUUACAGUAAAAUUCAGAGAUGUUUCAGUUAUGGUGGAAGACUGUGUCUAGAAUCUUACAGUGUAGCAAUCUGAUUCUUCCGUUGUUUGGGGCUGGAAUGACGACAUCUAUAGGGCUGCAAGAGUUAAUCCAUACCUUCUCCUCCACCCCGAUGGAAAAUGGAAAGCUUUUGUCUUCUUCAUUACAAAGAAUAUAUUUUAUUAUAUAAAUGAACUUUGUUAUUUGAAUAUCUCUCCUUUGUAGAGUUGUAAGUAUGUCACUGUGAAUUUGUUUACUCACCUCAGAUUCACUUUGGAAUAUGGUGGAACAUAGAUAAACGUGGUCAUUAAGGAAAAGUAAAUUCUACACAAUUCUCUUUAGUAAGAAACCAGUUUUCUUCUGUGACAGAGUUGAAGUGAGAUUUUGGUUAAGGUAUACGUACAAAUACUUCUGCAUAGACCCCGUGUGUGGACUGUAGGGAUAUAACAUAAAUCAUACUGUGUUGUGAGCUCAGCCACUCAGUCCUGUCUGACUCUCUGCGACCCCCUGGACUGUCACCCGCCAGGCUCCCUUGUCCAUGGAAUUGUCCAGGCAAGGACGCUGGAGUGGGUUGCCAUGCCCUCCUCCAGGGGUCUAACCAACCCAGGGAUCAAACCUGUGUCUCUUGCGCUGGCAGGCGUGUUCUUUACCACUGUGCCACCUGGGGAGUCCCAGUUGACAUUGUAUCUCAACCAGAUGAAUGAGAGUUACCAACUUUGGAAAAGCAAGUAUAUUGGGGUGUGACUAUACUGUGUGAUAGAGAGUCUUAGAGAACAGCAGUCGCAAUAGAAGGGUUUGGUGCCGAGUUUCUCUGAAGACGCACACCCUUUGAUGAGGCUGCUGACUCGCGUGGUGAACCUGAACUUUUGGCUGUGCCGCGCGGUGAGACGGCUGUGAGUCCGGCUGUGUGGCUGAGGAUACGGCAGCGCACCUUCCUCAGCCUCAGGACAAGGUGCCCGACCGGCGUUUCCCUUUGCUGUUCCAGUCACAUGCCUGACAGUACCGGACCUUGCCUGGUGUCUCAGGUCUUCCUUCUAACUACACGAGCUGUCUUAGAGCCUCCGCUGGCAUCUGCAGCCCGCACCAGAGUGAUUUCUCCUUGUAGGACUCAGUUGGCACUAGUCUAACCUCCUGUUACCACGGAACUUGCCUCCCGCUACUGACCUUUGGUUCUUCACCUGAGAAUCUCACUCUUCGAAUCUUUAGUAAAAGCUGUCACUAUUAAACUGUAGCACUGGAUGAUGAAUACAAGUCCAGAAACAUUUGAGGGAAAACCCUUCCCUUUAUAGAUGAAUUAAUCAGCAAUGCACUGUGCUUUCUAAGCAAGUCACGGCAGAUCGGUUGCUGUACAUUUAAAGAGGUGCCUUUCAGUGCCUGACAUCAGCGUAACACCCGGGGCUUCUCUGGGGAUACAGCUCUGCAGUUGUGCUCACCGGCCAUCAUUCACAUCUGUCAGGCUCAUCAUUGUACUGUUACUGUGCUCUUGUAAGCAUUAAAAAAAAAAAAAAACAAAACACCUUUUUGAAAAGUUUUUACAUACUUUGAGUGGAUACAUCUUGGUCAUGAAUUAAAUUAUUCAUAGGAAUGUUCUGUUCCCAUUUUCUCACAGUAGGAGCAUUUUUCCUAAUCAGAAGUACCGUUUAACUACUACUUAGGAAAACCAGGGUGAGUGGAGUUUGAAGAAAAGGACACAGCAAGUCAAAUACGGAGUUUACCUUCACUGACUGUACAGUUCAAAUGUCUUAAAUUAUAACCUCAAAGCUUUUUUUUUUGUAUCAAUGCAAAUAAGUACAUACAUUAGGAAGCAGCUAGGAAAACCUCCCCCCUCCCCGGCUUAUGUUUUCUGUCCACAGUCAAAUUUUAACAGUGAAAAGGCUGGACUUCACGGAGUGACAGUGGUCAGUGGCCAACAAGGCAAACGUCCGUCUGCAGCCUCAGGAAGGAGACAGGAGAGGCGCAGCGAUGAGCAGGCUCCACUCUGUCCCUUCCUGAGCCACUUUGUCUUUCUGGCGGGUUUGUUCUCAGUAAAAGGCUGCAUGUUCCCCUAAAAGCCUACUUUCCUUUAAAUCGCCCCAAACUAUCUAAAACCACUGUUUUUAUCGUUAAAAUGUUUUUAGAGUAAUUUAAUUCCACCAACACUUUAGUGAUCACGUUUCAAGCGGUGGGUCUUUGGGUAAGACCGUAACUCUCCGCUUUGGCCUUGUAAGGUCUUACAGUGCAGCAGGAAGACAUUAGAAACUUGGGUCACUUAGCACUCAGUCAUGUCCAACUCUGCAACCCCAUGAGUGCAGCCCGCUGGGCUCCUCUGUCCAUGGGGUUUCCCAGGCAAGAACACUGGAGUAGGUUGCCAUUUCCUUCUGCAGGGGAUCUUCCUGAUCCAGGGAUGGAACCUGCGUCUCCGGCAGUGGUGGGCCUGUUCUUCACUAACCCUAACCCCUGAGCCCCCAGAGAAGCCCCCAGAUCCUUGGGUCCUGACUCUGGUACCGUAUGAUGGCACUUUGCUGGCUGUACAAUGUUUGGUUGGGGCAGAGCUCUACUGAGGGUUAGUGGCAUCCUGCUUUUAUCGUUCUGUUGGCCACAGAUUUUCUUCGGUUGUACUAAGAAUCCAACAAAACAUUAUGCUGCAUUUUUAUGUAACGCAUUAAUAGAUGUUCAUCUUUUAAAAACAGAAAUGCUCCUCUCUAAUGUAUUUGUAAUAUUACUAAAUGAUUUUUCGUUUUCUUUCCCGAAAGAACACGUUACAUAAAAUGAAAAAAUCUUUUCUCAGGUGAAUAACUUUUAUAUCAGCUAUUCUUAUAAGGUAAAAGUUUAUUUAUUUUUUAUUCAUAAUACGUUCCAUGUAAUUAAUUCUCAGUGUACCCAUUUAAGAAAAGUAAGUAUGAUUAUAGUAUUAGUAGUAAGCUUUAAGAACUGAAACUUUAGCACAACUUUUCAUUUUGUAUGAAAUGGAUACUUUGUUACUUAGUGUAUAUUAAAAAUGAAGGGAAAAUC